AUAAAUGUUUUUACGUCGUAAACAGUCCUUUAAUUUACACUAAAGGGAUGGUGAAACAUUUAAUAAAUACGCUUGUGUUCGGCUUUUUCGCUAUUUUGUCAUCGCCUAUAUAUGGCAAGGAGAAAAUAGAUAUACCGACAGUAAGUACAAAGAAUGUGACAGCGCACUAUUGUCCGUUUCCAUGUACAGCUGGCAACGCGACAUUAUGUUAUCCACCCCCGUGUCCUCCGCCGCCAUGCGUGGAUCCUGCAAAGUAUCAGCCGACAGAUUGCUGCGAAUACUGUCCCCAUGGCCCUGAUUGCCGAGGCCCUGACCAGCAUAUUAUUCGAUACAACCACUGGAAAAUCAUUGACGGGAAAAAUUGUACUUGCAAAUAUAUAACACAGGAUGCCAUCUGUGUUUGAAAUUCAUGAAGUGUUUCAAUAAAUAAAAAUGUUAUUCACAGAC
Ruditapes philippinarum (Manila clam) is the source of this 447-nucleotide messenger RNA. Its product is annotated as brorin-like. The transcript has 2 exons. The record is from RefSeq and is a predicted model, not a curated record. Bases 48 to 404 code for a protein of 118 amino acids. NCBI's taxonomy places the organism in Eukaryota, Metazoa, Mollusca, Bivalvia, Venerida, Veneridae.